Molecule: messenger RNA, 2175 nt
Organism: Didymella exigua CBS 183.55
Lineage: Eukaryota; Fungi; Ascomycota; Dothideomycetes; Pleosporales; Didymellaceae
Exons: 3
Coding region: 1-2175 (724 amino acids)
Source: RefSeq, a predicted model, not a curated record
AUGUCUUCGAACCCCGAUUCACGCCAUCGCGCAAACGCAUCGCAAAAUACAACCACCUCGCCAUUCGCACAAGCUCCUACAUUCACCCCGCCGUCGCAGCCGCGACCAGCUCCUUCCUUCCGCAGACCGCUCUCCGAGGCAUCAGAUCAAUCCAACCGUCAUUCAGGCCCAACCAUUCGCAUUGUCGAUGAUCCUGGGAACAAUAUAUACGACAAAUUUCCAGUGCCUAGUGAACCCUCACAAAUCCUUCCACCACCUCGCAAUGCGCCAGGUUACGCGUUCGAGACCCCAGGAUCUCGUGUUUCAAGCGGCAGCCGGGUCGCCAAUGCCCUCGCAAAGUUCGAAGCCAUUGGCGCCAGCAACACCCUUGCACCACAGCCACCCUCCCAUCGUCCAAAGAACACUUUCCGACACUCGGUGUCGACUAAUACGUCUGAGGACGACACCCUUGUGGGAACUUCCAAUUCGCGAUACUCCCUUGGAUUUUCCCAAGGAAGCACACCCCCGUCAUCGCCCGGCCAAGCAGAAUUAAAGGACUUUGAAACAGACCUGGACGUAUUAGAAGAAGAAACAACUCCUCUCGCUCGAAGGUCCACUAUACGCGCUGUGCCACCUUCAUCGUCCGGUGGUGAAUCCGUUGAAAGCCGUACUCGCGCCUUAUCGCCUCAGGAAUCUGUUGCAUCACUUGCCUCAACUGAACGCGCGCCCUCUCCUACCGACCCCAGUAAUGCCGGCCGAAACUCGACGGGUGUCAGUCGACCGUUACCGCAAGAGUGCCCCCCGUUUGCCGGAUCUGAAGACGGACGGCAACAGGCUCUCGAUAGUGACCUUCCGCAUCGACAACUUGUAUUGAAGCCAUCCACGGAGUCGUUUGCAUACUCUGACAUUUCGUCUACCAGCAUCGAACCGAAGCAACCCACCUUUGCGCCAUCGCCAACUAUCCAUGAAUCGAGUACAGCCACUUGGGCAAGCGGGGUCAAAGUCAAUUAUCCCGUCGUUCGCGCCCCCACAACCAUCAGUCAGCGGGCCGAGACCCAGUCAUCGAGCAUCGCAUCCCGAAUGAUUGUCGACCACGGUUUGGCGCACAACUGGAGCUCUCAGCUAUCCACUAUCGCCUCCGUUUCUGAACGCGAUUCUCGAUCACUCGCACGUGGAUCGCGAUCGUUUAGCCCCAGGUCGCUGUCCUCAGACAGCUAUGCGGAACGAAGCUCAACCAAUGUUCCGAGGAGGAGAGGGCAGACUAUUGGCAGCUACAACUCGUCGUCAGACAACUACUCGUCUACACCUUCAGAGUCGGCAGUCCCCCUGCCAUUGUUCUCACCACAGCUGCAAUCAUCCGGCGAGUACAAUGAGAAGAGCUUCGGAGACGAGGUCCUCGACACAGUCUCACCUCUCCCUCCGUCCAACACAAUUCGCAUGAAGAACUCGGGAUAUCUUCGAAGACAGGGCAGCGAUACAUCACUGAACUCGUCACGACCUGGAUCGUCACAGUCUGACUUGUCUACAUUGAACCGCAGCAUCAUCCCAGCAUGGGCAAGAGCAUACUACCAGCGCGGAGAGCGCAUCUCCAUGAUACCGGCUGCUUCAGAAUCCUCUGGCAGCAUACGUCUGGGCACAUCGCACAGCGGUCGCACACACACACCUUCCGAAAGCAACUUCCCAGCUCACAUCUACCGCCCGCGCAACCGACCACGCCACCGCGGGUCACACACUGACACCAUGUCGCUUUCCUCUGAGCAACUGAUCGAUGAGAACGGGUAUGCGAAUGGAGCCUACAUGCACCCCGUUAGUGGCUGGUCGACGCCACAUCUUCGAACCGACAGGCGUGGGCAUCCGCGCUACAGUUUCUGGAAGGCACCAUCGAUGGACAAGGAUUUUGGCAAGCAUCCGUUCAGCCGACAAAAUAGGCAGAUCCUCCUUUUCACAUUGGGGUUCAUUCUCUUCCCAGCAUGGUGGAUCGCCUCCUGCUUACCGCUGCCUUUCGACCCGACCUUGACACAGAACGGGAGUCAAAACGACUUCGAGCAGCAGUAUGCACAACAGAUCGGUCCGGUAGACAACAAAGCCUACCAGAAAGCCAACUGGUGGCGCAAUCUGAACAGAGUGAUGUCAGGGGUUGGAACGCUUCUAGUCGGGGUCAUAGUUGCACUAGGCAUCCUGGCUUCCAGGAUGUGA